This is a messenger RNA of Chiroxiphia lanceolata (lance-tailed manakin), 3740 nucleotides long. Its product is annotated as caspase-8-like. Lineage: Eukaryota; Metazoa; Chordata; Aves; Passeriformes; Pipridae. Gene Ontology annotation, biological process: proteolysis; apoptotic process; regulation of apoptotic process. Gene Ontology annotation, molecular function: cysteine-type endopeptidase activity; protein binding. The transcript is spliced from 8 exons. Bases 1810 to 3234 code for a protein of 474 amino acids. The record is from RefSeq and is a predicted model, not a curated record.
UGUAAAAUUACUAUUAUUAUUCAGUUUGCAUGUUGUAUCAGUUGUGUCUUCAAUUUACUAAAGUGGGAGAAAAAGAAAGUGGCAGUUAAACAUUGUUUUAGUUGUCCUCCCUGUAAUUACAGACAAGCUUAAAUAUAGUAUAUAGGUGGCACAUGUGUUCUAACUGCAAUAAUUGGAGAUGGGUUUGAAACUUACAGCCCUUGAGAAAUAAAAAUGGAAAUUCCCUUUACAAGAAAGAUUUUCUUUUGUAAGCAUAUACCUUGUAUCUUAAACAAAAAGCAUGAUUUAUGUGAGAAAGAAGAUAACUGCCUAACUAACUACCAAGAAAGUACACUUCUCUUUCCUGUGUGAAUACAGAAAUAUGAAGUCAGAUCUGCAAUCAUCAAAUCGUGAGUAGCACGAUUCAGAUACCAGCGGUUUUGUGGUGAUAUGGGCUGAAUGGUGUGGAUUCUAGUCUAAGAGUUCAGUUUGACUGGAUUUAAAGAAAAUAGUAUUUGGGGGCAGAGAGUGAAUCGUAUGUGUUGUUACAACACGUUCUGCUGUUUUAUCAUUUUUUUGGAAGACAAAGGUUUAAGAUUCAGUUGUACAUUCAUUCUUGCUAACCAACAGAAUGCUGCCCAAGAGCAUGCCACAAAAGGCUGUUUUGCUGUAGAGUGGUCCUUGGAGGAGAGUGGAAUACAAUUGUCUUCUAAUUAUUAUUGCCCGUUAGUUGGCUGGGCUACCUUGGAGUUACCAGCCCUGCUAUGGAAACAUUUGCAGUAGCAAUAGGAUUAAAUGGAUUGCAUAGUAUUCCAGUAGUGUAGGAGUGGAAAGUUUUCAUUUACCCUUGUCAACUUUUCUGUCUCCCAGUGACAGUGUCUCUCAAUGGGACAAGAGACCUCUUUUGAAGGCAUUUCUAUUGAGAUUCUCUUCAGAGAUUCCCAGGUGUCUUAUAUCUAAGGCAGAGAGAAUAAAAUGGUACACAGUUCUCUUACUAGAGGGAAGUGGAGGCAGGUCUUUUAAGUAUCAACUGUAGAGAACCAGGUUUCUCUCAACCUUUCCGAGUAUUGCUGCAGGAAAGGUGUGGUUGGAGGAGAGGGUCUGUGGAGGUGGCACAGUGCUGUUCUGGGCCAACUCCCCGCUCUACCCUGAGACUCGUGCCCAGUCACCCACCCCAGCUCACUUCCUGGGGAAGGGCUGGCUGCGCACACAGGCACAAAAUGCUCAAAAAGUCCAAUUUAGACAAGAGGCAUGCACCAGGUUAACUAUAACAGGGUGUGGAUUGAGCCUCCUCCCCCCCUUUUUUCCUCUCUUUUCUCUGUCUCUCCCCAGCUCCACACCAUCCACGUGGCAGCACCAAUGCAGGAUCUAAGGACUGGUGAUAUUCUUUGUUUUCUAUUCUAUCACAUUCUACCCCAUACUCAAUUUUGAAGUUUGUUGUGGGAAGGGGGAGGUGUUUGUUCCUUGUGAGCCAGUACCUUUGUGGUUUGUGAGCCAGCACCUUUCAGUGGUGGUUGCCGCAGCUGAGACGAUGGUACAAUAAAACAGUGAGUUCCUGGCACGUCUCUGGUAUCUUUUUUCAGCCUGACAAGAAUUUAUAACAAACAUCACGCCCCUACCGCUGGGUUGUGACAUCAGCAGAGGCAGGUCCUUUAAGUAUCAGGGUGAGAUAGUUGCAAGGCUUGCAGUUGGUAUUUUCUAACUUUCUCUUGUGCUAAAAGUUGAAUCCAUAAGCCAAGUUUAAUAUUUCUAAAGCUGAUGGAGGAAGUGGAGGGGAAGGGAGGUGGUAUUUCAUGCUCAGUGAAACAGAGAUCCAAAUCCUGAUGUGAAAUGAGUACAGACUUCCACAAACUCCUUUUUGAGGUUUCCGAGGCUUUGGUCACAGAUGAACUGGUGGCACUGAAGUUCCUCAGCCUGGAUCACAUUCCCAUGAGGAAGCUGGAAGCCAUCCAGGAGCCCAAGGCCUUCUUCGAAGUGCUGCAGGAGAAAGACAUGAUUGAGUCAGGGAACCUGGCCUUUCUCAGGGAGCUGCUCUUCUGGAUCGGUCGGAUGGACCUCCUGUCUACCCACCUGGAUUCCAGCCGGGAGCAGAUGGAGAGAGAGCUGCAGGUCCAAGGCAGGGCAAAGGUGUCAGCUUACAGGCAACUGCUAUAUGGAAUUGCAGAGGACUUGACUCCAGAAGAUGUCAAAAAUGUGAAGUUCCUUCUCCAAAAAAAAUUACCUAAGAACAAGCUCCAGGAUAAUGCUUCAAUGUUGCAGGUUUUUCUGGAAAUGGAAAGAAAUAGGAUAAUUAAAGAAGAUGACCUGACAACGCUGAAAGAUAUAUUAAAGCCAUUUAGAGCUGACAUAAAGAAAAAAAUUGAUAUCUAUGAAGAAAAAAAGAAAGAAAAUUAUUCUAAAGAAGAACUCCACUAUCCUGUGUCUGUUUCUCUGCAUCCAGGGGAACAAGGAGCAGAGGGGAAGACAACACACCUGCCUGUGGAAACAUAUAAGAUGAAAAAUAACCCCCAUGGUUACUGUGUGAUUCUUAACAACCACAUUUUUAACAAUCCGCGUUGCAACAGAAGAGGCACAGUGAAAGAUGGAGAGGCUGUGAAGAGAGUCUUUAAGUGGCUUCAGUUUGAGACAGUUGAGCACAUGGAUCUGGAAGCAAAAGAAAUAUACGAGAAAGUUAAAGAAUACAGCAAAAGAGAUCAUAGAAACAUGGACUGUUUUGUUUGCUUCAUUUUUUCCCAUGGUGAAAAACAGAAAAUAAAAGGCAUUGAUGAUGAGUUAGUAAAUAUUAGAGAUUUAGUCUCCUGCUUCAGUGGAUCUAAUUGUCCCUCUCUUGCUGGCAAACCCAAGGUGUUUUUCAUCCAGGCUUGCCAAGGCUCUGUUGGUCAUCCAGCUGUUCCAGUAGAAUCAGACUUUUCUGGACAUCUUGGGACGGAUGCUACCCCUCCAGCUUCCAUUCCUGAUCUGGCUGAUAUUCUGGUUGGCAUGUCUACAGUGGAAGACUAUUUGUCCUUCCGGAAUAGUGAGACUGGCAGUGUUUACAUUCAAUGCCUCUGUGACAAGAUAGAGUUGCUUUGCCCACACCGCAUCGAUCUCCUAACCAUCCUGACAACAGUGAACAAGGAAGUGGGAGGAAAAGAAUUUAAAGUAUGGAAUCAGAUGCCAGGAGGAAAAUUAGAGAAGCAGAUGCCACAGGUAAUAACAACACUACGGAAGCAACUGAUCUUCGAAAUUCCACAAGGACAGUCAAGUAAAAAGUAGAAAAAUAAGAAUGCAAUCAGUUUAGGCUUCCACAGGGAAGAGACUUUACAUGAGAAAUUAUCUAGAUCUGUGCAAUUAGCCCCAGUCCUUGAAGGACCCAUAGGACCUAAAUUUUAAAAUUUCCAUAUUUAAUCAGUCUUCUGACACCUGGAUCUGUGGCAGUUGGGUAAGGCUGUGGAAGAGCACAGAUCUGGCUUUUUGUCCUGCAGAGGCAGUGGAGUAUAUUCAGUCUGGGUUUCAGGUGAGGAAGCAUGUAUAGGGUUGUAACUGCCUUACCCAGAGGUCUAUCUUUGGAAGUUAUAAGUUUUCAUGGAAAAUAACAUCCUGAUCGAGAAGGACCAAAAAAUCCAUGAUUAUGAUAAUACAAUGGUUCUUUUCCUCCAGAUAUUUAGUUUGUUUUAUGUUAUUAGUUUACUUGGCUAAGCAGCAUUAAAAAGUGUAAGCUUUUUAACAGUAAGGGUUCUAAUUGGGUUUUUUCUCAGUGCCCCCAGGGGCCAGUGCAUCAU